AUGCACUAUCUCAACCUGGACGUCCUCGCGCUUAUUUGCGACUCCACCUACGAUGUCUCGACCGUCUUUCACUUUUCACUCGCAUCGCACUCCUUUCGCGCUAUCGCUGUAAAACGGUUGCUCAGCAUGAGGCCCGUCGCCCUCAACAGCGAACGCUCUGUUCGUGCUUUCCACAAAUUUGUCUUCGUGGAUCCACGUUCUCGUCUUCCCUCUCUCCGAGCUCUCAACAUUGGUGUCCCUGGUCCACCGCCCAGGGGGCCGGUCGGCUUUGACGCACUUGAGCCCGACAAGGCUCCCGAAGAAGUCGUGCAGUUCAUACUGGACAUAAUAGGCCGCGUAACGCACCUCACGUCUCUCGCUCUGCCUCAGCCGCGGUGGACGCUCGCACAUCUUUCGGAUCCAAGGAUACCCGAAGCCAUCGCCCGGAUUUCCACCCUACGAGAGCUCGCAUUGAUAGAUUCUUGCUUGCGGGAACAGUGUCCUAUGGUCAAGAAAAUCAUCAAGACUACGCGUUCCGUCUCUACGCUGCGCGUCCUCCGCAUUUCGCUGGACUUAACGAUGCUCAUCCCCGGCCACCUCGUCCGGGGAGGUCAUGCGAUCAAAACCACAGCCCUCGACGCACUCCUCGGCCAUCUCGCGCCUACGCUUCAGGUUCUGCAUAUUAUCAGCUCACGGUGCUUGCAACUGGAUGCUAAAGGUGUGGAAUACCCUGCCUUACGGUCACUCAUAUGCACGGCGCACGUUGUCGGAGAACACGGGCGGGACGUAGACACAGAUAUACUGGUGUCUAAGUUUCCCGCGCUAGACGGGACAUUGCUUGUGCGCUUGUGGAAGCCUUACGACGAGACCGAGGAGGACGUGACAGAACUACGGCGCAUCCGGGCGUCGAACGAGGAGCGGCAGAAGAAGCGAUCUUGGAAGCACCUGGAUCGGGUUUUCGCUUCCAACGUGUUAUCUCUCUUCGCGAUGGGCCUCGCGUGUCCCGUGCGUUACCUCAUGGUGGAGAACCUCGCAAGCCAUACGAGGGACUACAUGGUGGAGAUUCUACGUGCCACGCCCCCGACCCAUCUCAAGCUCUCCGUCAAACUGUGCUAUGGCGCUGCCGUUUUUCAGGGUCUGUUCCCGCCGGAGGUCAUUCCCCGGCUCACACAUCUGGUGCUCCUGCUCGAGUAUGUCGAUGAGCCUGAGACCCUGGAGGAAGCCACGGUGGAGUGGAAACCGCUGCUCGCGGAGAUAAUCGACUCCAUACGCUCGCUGCGCCUCACACAUCUCCGCCUGUCCGUCCGUUACAAUAUCGACGAGAUCAGCAGGGGCGUAACACGCCGCAAGAGCUUCGUACAAGCUAUCGACAACAUCCACGGCGAACAGCUUGCCAGCGAGUUAAUGGAUGCUGCUCCUUCUCUGCAAUACGUCUUUGUGAGCGGCGGCGGUCGAUUCGAAGCCUGGCCGGACGACUACCCUGCAGGCGCUUCCACGGGGAAGCGUGUCCGCCCGGUCGUACACUCUGCAUGGAGGAAUAUGCGAAGCACGCUUCGGCAGUCCGCAAGCCCUAGGAAGAUCGACGAAGACGUGAUGAGGCGAAUCCUCCUGGACGAAGAACUCUCUCUAUCCGAGACGGACACGUUUUUGAACCCGGAUGUGUGCUGUGUGCCAGGAAAAUCUGGUCUUGCACAGAACGUCUUGACGAGGACGAAACCACAUCGUGGCUCCUUCCCGAAGCAUGCGAAGCCGCGCUGUGGUCCCUUCCGGAGUGUCGCGAACACAGUGAAGAGGACUGCGCCGUCUGUGCUUUAG
This is a messenger RNA of Trametes versicolor FP-101664 SS1, 1794 nucleotides long. RefSeq lists its product as uncharacterized. NCBI's taxonomy places the organism in Eukaryota, Fungi, Basidiomycota, Agaricomycetes, Polyporales, Polyporaceae. The transcript is spliced from 3 exons. The record is from RefSeq and is a predicted model, not a curated record. The coding region runs from base 1 to 1794 and encodes 597 amino acids.